CUCUUUUGCCACGGUGGCUGACUGGCUCGUUUCAGUCAUUGUGUCACGGUGACGCGCUCAAGAGCUGCAGAUUCAUGAACGCGCGCCGUUCUUUUCAAUGGAUGGGAUCAGGAAGAGGGACGCGGAUGAAAGAUCGGUGUAAGGUUUCCCCCCCUCAGUCAUCACUUCUACAAGCAGCAGCCUCACAGAUAGACGGAGCGUCCAGCCUGCAAGAAGAGUCCUAUCCAGAGUUUUUCUCCUAAUUGAAAAGAGGAAGGAGGAAUUUUUUUUUUUUUUCUCGUUGUCCUUGAAGUUGAGCUCGGGUGCAAUCAUGGGGGCCACAGGCUACGGUUACUACCGAGUAACCAUCUUCUUCUGCAUGUUCAUGGGCUACGCGCUGUACUUCUUCAACAGGAAGACCUUCUCCUUCGUGAUGCCCUCUGUGAUGGAAGAGAUCCAACUGGAUAAAGAUGACUUGGGUCUGAUCACCAGCAGCCAGACCAUGGCCUAUGCCAUCAGUAAGUUCAUCAGCGGCGUGCUGUCGGAUCAGAUCAGCGCCCGCUGGCUUUUCUCCAUCGGACUCUUCUUGGUGGGAGGCAUCAACGUCGCCUUCUCCUGGUCCUCCACUGUCCCCAUGUUCUCACUGCUCUGGUUCAUCAACGGCCUGGGACAAGGCUGUGGCUGGCCCCCGUGUGGCAAAGUGCUGCGCAAGUGGUUUGAGCCCUCCCAGUUUGGAACAUGGUGGUCUGUGCUGUCCUGCAGCAUGAACCUGGCUGGAAGUCUGGGUCCAAUCCUGGUCACAGUGCUCCUGCAGUACUACGACUGGAGGACCAUCCUGACCAUGUCAGGCGUUUUCUGUGCUGCCUUCUCCCUUGUCUGUGUGGCGUUUGUAAAGAACGAGCCAAAGGAUGUGGGCCUGCCCAGCAUCGAGGCAGCAGUCAAGAAGGGCGCUAAGGGAGGGACCAGCGAGAGCACCCUGAGGGAGUUCCUCCUCUCUCCGUUCCUGUGGGUGCUGUCUCUGGGCUACCUGGUGGUGUUCGGGGUGAAGACGGCUGCCACUGACUGGGGACAGCUGUUCCUCAUGCAGGAGAAAGGCCAGACUGUUCUCAUGGGCAGCACCUACAUGAGUGCCUUGGAGGUGGGAGGUUUUGUGGGCAGCCUGGCAGCGGGCUUACUCUCUGACAGAGCUGUAGCUCGGCAAGGCCUGAGCACCCACGGCAACCCCCGCCACGGCCUGCUCAUUCUCAUGAUGGCCGGGAUGUAUGUGUCCAUGCACCUCUUCAGAGUCACCAUCACGCCUGAAGUCCCACAGGAGGCUCCUCUUUGGGUCCAAGUCAUUCACCCCGUCUCUGUCCUCAUUGGUGUAUCAGAAAAAGAGAUCUGGAUCCUGUUCCUCGGUGCUAUGUUUGGAUUCUCUUCUUACGGACCUAUUGCCUUGUUUGGGGUGAUCGCCAGUGAAAGUGCUCCUUCAAAUUUUUGUGGAACCUCUCAUGCUGUUGUUGCUCUGAUGGCAAAUGUGGGGGCUUUUAUGGCGGGGCUUCCCUUCAGCACCAUUGCCAAACAACACAGCUGGGACAUGGCCUUCUGGGUAGCCGAGGUGAUAAUGGCCGCCGCCACCAUUGGCUUCUUCUUCGCACGCAACAUGCGCACCAAAAUGGGACGGAUCGCAGUGAAAAUGGACUAAUGUGUCCUCCUGAAAGUGAGCCGACUGUUGAUGUCUCGUCAUGUGACGAGACGGACUGUGUUCUCGCACUGUUGACGGUUCGGUGUACAGAAUACUGCACAUUAACACAACCAUCAGUUUGACCAAACAGGACCACUGUCACACAGACUAAUCGCCAACAUUUUGUUUCUAAUUAAUUGGGUUGAUGUACUGUAGAUGCUCAGGGUGGGUGUGAGUCAUUUAACAACUUUAGAUUCACAAGCAGGUACUUUUGACACACACACUUAGAUUUUUCUUGUUUAUCCGCACAACGAUAGUAGAUGAUAAUUAUUUAUCACAAGAUAGUCUGGCUACCACACGUACAUUUUGGGAUAGGAGAAAAAAAUAAAACACUCUGGGUUGUCUGCAAAACCUUCUCAGGAAGGAACUUUGUUCUGGUGGAACAUUUGCACCCCGCAAAAGAAAACGCCACAUACAAUAUUACAUGAAGUUAACUGCCGACACAAUACAGUAACGUGAGCUAUUGAAAUUAGCUGGAUACAUGGUUUAAAGUCAUCUGCUCAUUCUCCCACAGCAUUCCCACCAAUAAGUCCCAAAACCUCCCAGUUAGAGCGGAAAUGCCGUCAACAUAUUCUUUGUAAAUCUUUACAGUCAUUUCCCGAAAGAACCACGCAGGCCUGCCGUGUUGCACCAUCCAAAUUUCCAUCCAAACUUGCCAUUUUUCAGCCCGUAACGUUAGCGUGAUAGCUCGGAGGGUCUUUCUCGUUGUGAAGUAUGAUCUCCCGUUGAUCCAGACUAAUCACGAGCUUCACAGCAAUCCCAAACACUUGAAUGCUUCCACUUCAUCCUAGAGGCAGUUUUUCAUGUAGAGACAUUUUCAAUCGGCCGUAUGCUAAAAAGAACACGGACAUGAACAUAUGUAGAGGUUCGAGUGGAUUUUGUUGAGAUAAAGUAGGUGCGUGCUGCUCAUAGACCUUUUUUUAACGGCAGAGAGUAGGAAAAGCACAGGUGUAUUCAAAAGCAUUAAUGAUGGCUGCAAUCCACUUAGGGGAGGCCCUGGUAUUGUUCAUGCUGACUCACUGAAAUAGCUUAC
Messenger RNA from Perca fluviatilis (European perch), 2735 nucleotides. It is a transcript of the gene slc37a4b, whose product is annotated as solute carrier family 37 member 4b. Gene Ontology annotation, cellular component: endoplasmic reticulum membrane. Gene Ontology annotation, molecular function: glucose 6-phosphate:phosphate antiporter activity. Lineage: Eukaryota; Metazoa; Chordata; Actinopteri; Perciformes; Percidae. The record is from RefSeq and is a predicted model, not a curated record. The transcript is spliced from 10 exons. Bases 311 to 1663 code for a protein of 450 amino acids. Gene Ontology annotation, biological process: glucose-6-phosphate transport; phosphate ion transmembrane transport.